This is a messenger RNA of Saprolegnia parasitica CBS 223.65, 1176 nucleotides long. RefSeq lists its product as hypothetical. Lineage: Eukaryota; Oomycota; Saprolegniomycetes; Saprolegniales; Saprolegniaceae. The record is from RefSeq and is a predicted model, not a curated record. The transcript is spliced from 6 exons. Bases 48 to 1148 code for a protein of 366 amino acids.
GCAAGGGAGUGUACAAUCGUCUUGGGACGAGAAGAGUGGUAAGGGCAAUGGCCCGCGUGUCGCCAACGACCGACGAGUUGACGAGCCCGGCGAGCAGUUGCGGCCAAAGCUCGACAAAAAAGCGGGGACCCAAGGCGCAUUUGAGCCUCGACACGAGCGACGAGCGGGAUGAUGACCCGCUCACGACCGUUGUGCUCGCCGCCCUCGACGCGAGCAUUCUCUACGACAACGAAGGAGUCGCACUGGAGGCGUUCCGGGCGCGUCUCGGGUCGUCGGAGGUCCAUGCCGACUUUAAAAUCAAAAUGCUCCUGGACAUGCUGGCGACGGUGCGGGCGACGCACCUCUCCAAGGAGUCGCUUGAGAUAGCGUGGCACCGUAUCGUGGACGAAGAGCGUCGGGACCUUCUGGAGCUCACGACGUCGACGCCGCCGACGUCAGCGCGCGACUCGGUCGCGUCUGUGCCCCGACCGAGCACGUCGGGCGCACCGUCCAAGCUAUCGCAGGCCAAGUCCAAGCGCAAGCAGGCCGAGUACGACGCCAAGCUCCUGGCGAACCGCCUCGCGCUCCUCAAGCAAGAGGAGCAGAAAGCGUGGCGAAAGAUCGAGCAAACGCGCGAAAAAGCACAGCAGAUUCUUGAGCACCGCGAAGAAGCUGUCAAGAAGCAGCAAGAUCGGCACUUGUUUCUGCAUGCGCGCGAGGUCGAGACGCGGACAGCGACCAAAAAACACAAGCUGGCGGCCAAGACCUCGGUCAUCAAGAAGCGACAGGCCGCGAUUAGCGUCAUCUCGCGAAAAUACCAAGAAGUCGACACGGUCAAGCAGGAGCGGCGUCGGCUCAAGAUCGAGAAGGAGCGCCAAGCCCAAGCCGAAGUCGAGCGCGCACGAGAGAAGAGGGAGCUCGUGCGGCGCCAGGAAGAAGAGUUGCGGAAAAAGCGCUUGAAAGAACGUGUGGUCGCCGAGAAGCAAGCUGUCGCACGGUACCGGCAGAGCGUCGAGGAAGAGGAAGUCAUGCUCCGCGAGCAGCGCAAGCGGGUGGCGGCCAUGGAGCGUGCGGAGCUCGAGCUCAUUCAGCGUCUCCAGAGCACCCAGCUCCUCCAGCGCCAAGCGUACAACGAGCUUGAAAAGGCGCUCAUCCGCACGGAAAUGUAAUGACCACUAGACAACAUAGGAUACUUAA